This is a messenger RNA of Schistocerca americana (American grasshopper), 3192 nucleotides long. RefSeq names its product protein GDAP2 homolog (gene Gdap2). The record is from RefSeq and is a predicted model, not a curated record. Lineage: Eukaryota; Metazoa; Arthropoda; Insecta; Orthoptera; Acrididae. Bases 256 to 1770 code for a protein of 504 amino acids. The transcript has 16 exons.
AGGAAUGGGACAUACGGCUCGCGCCUUCUAGAUACCUGUCGAAAAUCUGCACGUUGCACUCCACAAAGCAGACGACGCUGCACUUCGAAACGUCGCUUUCCUAGCUGGUCCUUUAGUUCCAAGGACAGCCGGUUUCCCGUGACGGGGGAAAGGUAGCGGGACGGUGCGUCGCAGGAGUGCCCGCGGGACAUGCUCUGGAGUUCCCUGGUGCCCGCCUGACCUCCCGCCUGCUACACCUGCGCAGCAACGAGUUUGAUGAGGCUGACGAUGGACCCCCUAGAGCAGGCGGGCGAGUGGCUGCGAGGCGACUCGCUGCCGCGCUGGAGCAGCACGCAGCCCAUGCAGCGCCUGCUCGACUACAGCGCCUCUGGCGAGCUGCGCAAGCAUUCCACCAGCCCCUUCCCCUACAGCCCCGAAGUCAACCAAAGGGUGGUGCUCUGGAAUGGGGAUAUUACAUCUUUGAAUGUGGAUGCUAUUGUCCAUUCAACAAAUGAAUCGAUGAAUGAAAGAAAUCCAGCAAGCGACAGGUUAUUUGCUCGAGCUGGUCCUGGUCUCAGGGAAGAAAUAUCUACAGAAAUAAAAGAAUGCCGCACAGGAGAAGUACGUGUAACUCAGGGAUACAAUCUUCCAGCACGAUUUAUCAUCCAUACUGUUGGUCCAAAAUACAAUGUUAAAUAUCAGACUGCAGCAGAAAAUACAUUGCAUAGUUGUUAUCGAAAUAUUUUACAAAAGGCUUGUGAGCUGAAUAUUUCUUCACUUGCUCUAUGUGUAGUGAACUCUGUUAGAAGAAACUACCCACCUGAUGAAGGAGCUCAUAUAGCAAUACGUACAGUGCGCCGCUUCUUAGAAAAACACCACAGCUCUCUGGAAACUGUAAUUUUUGCUGUGGAGAACACAGACCUCGGAAUUUAUGAGGUUCUGCUCCCUCUCUACUUCCCACGAUCCCUCCAAGAAGAGGAGAAUGCUUUAUGGCAACUGCCAUCUGAUGUUGGUGGAUUGUAUGGAGAACCUGUAUAUCCAGACAGGCAGAUACGCAUCAUUGACAAUCCACAACAUUCACUGGAUCCUGAUGAUUCGAUAGACCUAAGUUCCCACAUGGAUACCACCAUAAGUGUGGGGGAGCACGCCUUUAGCCAAAUGCAGGGAGACCUUGACCAGCAGCGGCUCCUGGGCGAGCGACCACAGUCUGAUCCUCUAGGUGACCUCAUGGUUAAAGAAAUGCAGAACAAAGAGAGGUACGAGCGACUGCUCCGACGGGCCAAAACAGAGGACCUGUCUGAAGUAUCAGGCAUUGGAUGCCUCUACCAGAGUGGCGUUGACCGCUUUGGUAGACCUGUUAUAGUAUUUGUUGGCAAAUGGUUUCGCUUUAAGGAAAUUAACCUUGACAAGGCACUGCUAUAUCUCAUCUACCUGUUGGAUCCAUUAGUGAAGGGAGAUUACAUAAUAGUGUACUUCCAUACUUUAACAUCAACUGCUAAUCAUCCUUCUUUGACAUGGCUUCGAGAAGUAUACAAUGUGCUGCCUUACAAGUACAAGAAAAAUUUGAAAUCAUUUUACAUCGUUCACCCCACAAUUUGGACAAAGAUGAUGACAUGGUGGUUUACAACAUUUAUGGCUCCAGCCAUCAAGCAGAAGGUCCACAGCCUUCCUGGUGUAGAAUACCUAUACAGUGUAAUGUCCCCUGACCAAUUAGAGAUACCAGCUUAUAUUACAGAGUAUGAUAUGUCGAUUAAUGGCCUAAGAUAUUUUCAGCCUGAGUCACCUACAUAGAUAGAUGCCAAAUGCACAAGCUGAAGAGAACUGUUGAAUUCAAAAUGCAGUGCCCCAUAUAGCAGAACAAAAAUGUAGUGAUAAAAUGAGCUUCAUAAUAUUUAGAACUUUAGCCAGAAUGUUUUAAAGCAGUGAAGAUUUGUUAUCAACCUCCAAGGAGUAUAUGGGCUGAAAGUGGUUAUAAAAGUUGUUAAAUUUUUGUGUCAUUCUACUGCCAUGACGUGUUAAUGGUAUUUAUUCUCAAACUAAAUACUGAGAAUCAAAUGACUGACAGCGUAAACUCCAUUUUAAUCAAUUGUAUGUUCUUAUUCUAUACAGAUGUUUCAUAUGUUGAUAAGUGGGAGCACUAAAAUUGUUAAUCUUAAAUUUUCACUAGAGAUAUCCGUAAAAUGUGCCAUCAAGUAGUUCAGCCAAUACAACAAAAGUUUAUGAUUAAUAACAAAGUGCUGGUGUUCAGGCAAUAAGUUUUAUGAUUUAUCAGUGACAUGUAGUGAAAAGUGGAUUAACAAUAUUUUUAAUAAUAUCAUAAAAAACAAAAUAGAUGCCAGUAUUUACCACAGUAUCAAUUUUUAUUUUCAUGUUAAACAGGGAGGAUUGUUAAUGUAGUAUUGAAUAAUUAAGAUGUUGACGAGUGAGUGGCUUACUUUCCUGUGCUUGUUGUAUGAGGAGAUAUGUUAAGAGAUGUAAUAACAUUAUGAAUGUUUUAUGGUAAUUUUUAUUUUAUAUUUUGUACAAUUUUGUAACCAUUAAAUAGCAUCACUAAUGAUGUACAAGUGAAGAACUAUGUUUUACAAGUUAAAAGUUGUCAAGUGUCUCUCAGGGCACUACUGCAGCUGUUGUUGAAUAUUUUGUGCAUUAGAAAAAGGUACAAAAAUACUGUUUAGUAUUUUUAUACAGAUGCACGAUUUAUUGUGUUUUGAAAGUGUAAAACAAGUGUUAAAUGUUGAAAAUCCUGUGGCCUUCCACGUGGUUCCACAAUAGAUACAACAAUUUUUACUAGAGAAUUCGUUUAAAAUAUAUGCUGCCUUUAUUCAGAAAUAGUGCCUGUUAUAUUCGCCGAUAACAUCUAAUUACAGGUGAAAACAAUCAAUAAUCAUUGCAAUAAUCUGAGACUGACUGUAUUUCUCUUUGCAGAAAAUAUUUAUGGGCUGAAUUGAGGGAAACUGUUAGUAUAUAUUACAUAUGCUUUACUUGUUAAAUGCACUUGACAUCUUGAAAUGAUAUGCACUAUUUCCAGAUGUCAGUAUUGCCUUUUUCAUUAAUAAUGUUCAGUUAGAGAAUAACAGCCCAAAAUAAAGGAAAAAUGUGAUAUCUGUACAUCAAUUUCAACCAGAAAAUUCUGACAAUUAUUAAAAAAAACAAAAAUGCUUAUUGUACUAUACGAAUAGCCGUGCCACAGUUUCAAUAAAAAAUAACAAUGGA